AUGCUCGCCAAACUUCUCCUUGCUCUCCUUCCUAUCGUAGCUAUGGGUAUCUCUGUGAAACGUGAUACCCCAAGCGCGUACCUUAUCAAGACCGUUAACAAGCCGGUCCAGGGGUCAAUCAACGACUUUGAACAGAACUGGGCAGACAAAUGCGUAGACAUUGCGAGCCAAGAUCCUAGGGGAAACGGAACCACUAGUUUCUUUGAAUAUGGCAAUGCAGCGGGUGAAAACAAAGAUACCCAAGCCCAAGUUUAUUGUGUCGCUACCAAAGAGAAUAAUGGAAUCACCGACGAAUAUCCUUGGACGACCGAAGUUGCUAGUGCUCUCGGUGCCGAGAUUAUCGGAAACUAG
Tremella mesenterica DSM 1558 is the source of this 351-nucleotide messenger RNA. RefSeq lists its product as uncharacterized. The coding region runs from base 1 to 351 and encodes 116 amino acids. NCBI's taxonomy places the organism in Eukaryota, Fungi, Basidiomycota, Tremellomycetes, Tremellales, Tremellaceae. The transcript is spliced from 4 exons. The record is from RefSeq and is a predicted model, not a curated record.